This is a messenger RNA of Penicillium crustosum, 5877 nucleotides long. Its product is annotated as putative gelsolin repeat protein. Lineage: Eukaryota; Fungi; Ascomycota; Eurotiomycetes; Eurotiales; Aspergillaceae. Gene Ontology annotation, molecular function: phosphatidylinositol-4,5-bisphosphate binding; actin filament binding. The record is from RefSeq and is a predicted model, not a curated record. The transcript is spliced from 3 exons. Bases 1 to 5877 code for a protein of 1958 amino acids. Gene Ontology annotation, biological process: barbed-end actin filament capping; actin filament severing.
AUGGCUGCCCCCAACGAGAGUUCCGAGGACGUCAAUGAUUUCCUUCAGCGUAUCCGAGAACUAGGCGAGCGCCGCGACAAGGAAGAUGACGAGCGCACUAAGAAACUAGAGGAGGAGAUCCUGCAGGGCCGGAAGGAAAGGCAAGCCCGGAGAGCUGCAUUUGCUGCAGGUCAACAAUGUGCUGAUAUCCGGAUGACUCAAAAAACAGAGCGUGCACGAUCAUUAGCCCUUACCGACGAUUCAUCCACCCUCAAUAUCGCACGACUGAGCGCUUCCUCUAUCAGCGCCCGGUCUAUCGAACCCCCAGAACACCUCGAGCCAACACCGCAAACCCCAGGAACCGAGCCACCGACCCCAAGCGCCGUAGAUUCGAGUCAAGAUAUCGAAGCCUCUGACACCGACAAGCGGCGCGGAUCGGUUCCGGAUUUCGGGAUGGAUUCUCCCUCGCGGACACUGCCACCCUUGUCCCGUAGCCGAGCGGGGACUUUGUCAUGGCAGCAACGCCCCUCCUCGCGGGAUUUCGGCAUGUCACCCGGUUCAACAUCCCCAACUCGCUCCCCAACUCGCGCAAGCCACCUCAGAAACUUGUCUACCGCUUCGGAUGAGAAUACACUAUCUCGACUUCAAUUUGGGUUCCCGCGGCCCUCGAAGGACGCCCCUGUGCUCCCUCCAUCGCCAGAUCGCGGGGCUGGAGAUCGUGGAGCUGGGUCGUUAGCACACAAUGAGAAGGAAGAACAGAGUGAUAUCCAAACGGACGUGGGUAUGGGGCAUCAGGAGCCGGAAGUGGGUGAAGAGUCAAGUACCGAACUAGAUAAACACGCGGCAGUAGAAGAGAGAUCAUCGUCGCCUCCGAGAACCGGUUCUCGCGAUAGCAACAUGAGCCAUCGCUUCUCUGUAUCAUCCGUUUCGGCCACUGGGCUCGGAUCGCCAGUGCACCUGUCAGAGACUCCAAAGCUCGAGCCUCGACAGAAUGAUUCCUCCUUUGAGGAAUCUGUGUCGCCCUCUCCAACCCAGCGGCGGAUGUCACCAGAGCGAACACGGUCGACCUCACCUACCAAGGGUCUAGGAGGCUUUGUUCAGAGUGCUAUGAUGAGAAGAUCAGAUAGUGUGUCAAAGAGGUGGAGUGCGCAAACUCCACAGGGGCUCGGGCGGUCAAAUUCCAUUGUGUCAAAUCGCAGCAGUGUGGCAGGUCCAGGUUUGAGUGAAAUGACCCCUCCAGCUCUUGGGCGAAUUGGACGUGAACCUUCAACUCUCCUGCAACGACCAGGCUCCAGUCACAGCGAGGCACCUACCGAGACAACCGAACGACCAACCACACCGGCGGAUAGAGACAGUGUGAAUUUUGAAAGCCCAGGAAAAUCAUUUCGACCUAGUCACUCGCGUUCUGCUAGCUCUGCCACCGCAGAAGGCGGCGACGCUCAAAGUCCAUUUGUCUCCAAAACAAUGGACCCCAGGCGUUGGAGCCCCAGCAAGGCUUCUUGGUUGGAGAGUGCUCUCAACCGACCAGAGCUACCACGACAAACCACUAGACCCCCCUCGCAGCCUAACUGGGCAAAAGACCGGCAGUCGCGCGGUAGUGUGGAUUUGGGGCGAGUCAACAAUUUUAAGGAAGUCACACCUCUCGGUUUGAUGCGAACACCCCCGCCAGGAACUCAAACAAAACUACCUGGGGUCUCUGGUCCAUCGCUUCCUACAAGCCCUAUUAAGGAUGGUGUCCCUGAGUCUCCAUCAGGAUUCCCUCUGAAGAAAAUUGGUGUCUCUACUCCAUCACUUCCUACGAGCCCCACCAAGGAUCUCGUUCCUGAGUCUCCAUUAGGAUUUCCUCUGAAGAAAAUCGGCGCCUCUGGUCCGUCGCUUCCUUCGAGCCCCGUGAAGGAGGCAGCCCCCGAGUCUCCGUCUGGCUUCCCCUUCAAAAAGCCAAGCAUCUCGGGUUCAUCGAUUCAUAGGAACUCUGUCUCGGAUCCUCCCUCUGAAUUCCCUUUCAAGAGGCCUGGUACCUCUGGAGGGUCAGUCAUUGGAAGCCCUGAAGGCAAGCUUAAAGAAACAGCACCUGAGUCUCCCUCAGGAUUCCCUUUCAAAAAGCCCAUCAGCUCGGGCUCAUCACUCCACAGGAACUCCGUCUCAGAGCCUCCAGCAGAAUUCCCACUCAAGAGGCCCAGUGUCUCUAGUCCAAGCCUCGUCAAGGAGACUGUUCCUUCUUCUCCGUCGGAGUUCUCAUCCAAGAAACCCAGUAUUUCUAGUCCCUCGGUCCCUGGAACGCCCGAAGCCAAAUUGAAGGAGACAGCCCCACAAUCCCCAUCAGUUCUCGACAGCCCUGACGCCGGACAAACAAACGAGGAAACCCCAGAGGAAACCCCAGUAUCUCCAUCGCCUGUCGAGGAAGCUCUCAAUGCCCUAUCAGGCGACGCACCGGCGGAGCAACCUAAGUCUACCUCUCCCGCUAAAACGGAGAAUGAAUCGCAAGAACUACCGGCAUCUGAAGAGUCUGAGCCUCAAUCUACUCCUACUCGUAGGGUCCCUCCCGACUCGUUGAGCCCCAAACCCAACUUUUCCAUUUCUACUUCUUCACGGGGGCCAAUUUCACCCAAGGCAAAGCCACAAUCUCCUGUUGUGGACUUCCGAGCAAACCUACGGAAACGAGAAGUCGUCAAAGAUAACAGUGGUGGCGAGGAACCUGAAUUUAAAAAUGUAUUUGGGCGCCUCAAAAAGACCGAAACUCGCAAUUAUGUUGCACCGGAUGAGCUCAAGGGCAAUAUCCUACGAGGCAAAGCUGCCUUGAACACCACCGGCGGACCAAAGAAGACCGAGCGAGUUGAUGAAUUUAGGAGGAGCCUUGUGACACGCAAAGAUGAAAUGAAAGCCGGUGGGGGCUCCAUCAGACGGAAUACCGCGGGAGAGCAGGAUGCGCCGCCAAAACCGGCCGAGGUCGUACCAGAAGCAAUUGCUAUGCGACAAAAUAUGACCCGAGCAAAUAGCAUAAAGCAGGCGCCUGUGGAUGAGCCGAUGUUGCCCGCCAAGACCUUUGAUUCUCGAACUUCACAGGACAGACCACCAUUGUCGUCCCCGAGUUCAUCCUUAAAAAGCAUUGGUGUAUCGCGAGCUUCUCAGGAAUUACAGCCGUUGUCGCCAUCUCCUGCCAACGAUGAGCCGACGUCGCCCGCCAAGAGCUUUGGUUCUCGAGUUUCACAGGACAGACCACCAUUGUCGUCCCCGAGUUCAUCCUUAAAAAGCAUUGGUGUAUCGCGAGUUUCUCAGGAAUUACAGCCAGUGUCGCCAUCUCCUGCCAACGAUGAGCCGACGUCGCCUGCUAAAAGCUUUGGUUCUCGAGCUUCGCAAGAAAGACCCCAAUUGCCGUCCCCGAACUCAUCUUUCAGAAGCAUCGGUACAUCGCGAGCUUCUCGAGAACUACAGCCAUUGUCGCCAACUCCUGCCAACGAUGAGCCGGGCUGGCCCUUGAAAGAUACCAGUUCUUGGAGAGCGUCUCAAGAAUCACAGCCAUUGUCUCCGUUCCCUGCUGAUGAUCCCAUUGAUGAGCCCGAGACAAUCCCAGCGGCGAGUGACUACAAGCAGACUCCUGAGGUAGUCCCUUCAGCGGACCGGGAGGAAACCCGCGAAGCCGUGGCACCAAUUGAGCACAGCCCAGUGAAGAUGCAAGAGCCCUCGGUGAAGACACUCCGGCCAGUUCGUCAAUGGCCACCGGCACCUGUCUCAGAGGCUACCGUGACUCCAGCCCCAACAGCUAAAAGCAAGUUGGCGGGCCGAAUCAACCCUGCGCUAGCUGGCCUGCUUUCUCGUGGUGCUCCUGCCAGUGACGGACCGAAGAAGCAGCUGUCAACCCCUGUUUCAACGCAGAGUGACCCUGCUUCGCCAUCUGCGCCUCUCACGCACAUCACAAAGGGUCGUGCCAGAGGCCCGAAGAGACGACUUCCCCAGACAACUGAUAUCUCGACCCCGUCCGCUCGGGAUGAUACUAAGGAGGUUGGUGCUAUUUCAUGCUCUGAAGCCAUCCCGUCCCAGACUCCUACAAUCCCUGUUGAAUCCUUGGACAUCGAUUCAGAGUACCUGUCGCAGCCUGAUGAAAACCCAGUUCCUGACAUCACAAACCUCCGUUCAGAAAGCCCAGUCACCGAGCAACUUCCGGAGGUGAAUCCUUCUCCACAAGAUACCCUCGAACGCGAUACGCCCCAAAGCGGAUUCCCCCAAGCGCUUCAGACCCGUUCCCCAGCAACGGAUUUCGAUAUUUUCCCCUCCGCCAACCUUGAGGAGACAUCCAGGGACCCCGAAACCCCUGGAGAGGUGAGUCCACCAAGCGGACCACCUGUCCCGCCGAAGUUCGAUCCUCCGGCGUCCGAUCCUCCCACGUCCCCCUUGCCUGUAACACCAAAGCCACAAUGGGGCCAGCCAAACCGGUUUGCGUCCUCAUCACCAUCCCCUCUCCGAACAAGUCACAAAGAGAACCAAAUGGACUCACCAAUGAGUCAGCAGAAGAGCAUCCCCGGUGUUAUCGUCGAGUCAGCACGCAGUUCCGUCUCACGGCCCAUGAGCUAUCCCUCCCCGCCAGUACCCCCUAAAGAUGGCGAGGUUAUGCUUCCCAAGCCAACCGAUCCGCGCAGACUUUCAAGAAAGAUGUCUGCUCCGUCACUGGUUGCGCAGGCUAGUGAGGCACGUGAGGUAAUUGCAGGCUUCUUCAAGACACUCCCCGACGCUCGAAACCGGAUGGACAUUGAUCCCCAGCUGAUGUUGAUGCGUAAGCCGGACGAUGUAAAGAUCAGGACCGUAAAGCGACAGAUCUGGGAGCUCACAGGUGAUGGGAGGCGUCAGGAACUUCCUUCUCACCAGGAGUACAUCCUAUACCAAGGCAGCAUGUAUCUAUGCGUGCACACAUUCGAGAGCGGACGAAGCAGCACCUCGGAAGUAUACCUUUGGCGUGGAGACGAUGUCCCCGAAGCCUCGGUAGAUAAUGAACAGCCGUUUGCACGCAAGGUCGCUCGUGAUAAUAGUUCCAAGUUGCAAGUCAUUCGACAAGGCAAUGAGCCUACACGGUUCAUCCAAGCACUUGGCGGCAUUAUGAUCACGCGUCGGGGAUCCAGUUCUCGCCACAAUUCAUCGGCACUCUACAUGCUUUGUGGCCGGAAACACUUGGGCGAGAUGACCUUUGAUGAGGUGGACUAUUCACUGCGCAACCUCUGCUCUGGUUUCCCUUACGUUGUCUCUGCUCCCUUUGGCAAACUGUACUUAUGGAAGGGCAAAGGCAGUGGGCCUGAAGAAACCGGUGCAGCCCGGCUUAUCGGCAUGGAUCUAGGUCUCACUGGAGAGUUUGAAGAGGUCACCGAGGGUGAAGAGCCGGAGGAUUUCUUCGACGUCUUUGCAGGCCCCCGGGAGGCCGCGCCGCACAUGUGCCAAGAUCACUGGCAGCUCAAGCCGAAAUACAACCACUUCCGCACGCGACUUCUCCGGGUCGACCACGAACUGAACCCACCAACGCGUUUCUGGAAUAUCCGUCGUCCGGGCGCAAGUUCACCAGUGGUCAAGGCCAACGAUUGCGUUCAAGAAAUCGAGCCAUUCUGCUACCGAGACAUCACUGAGAAAGACGUAUACGUUCUGGACACCUUCUUUGAAAUCUAUGUGAUCAUCGGCGAGCAAGCUUCACAGAAGUCUGCCGAUUUCGCCUCGGCAGUGGUCUUCGCGCACGAGUAUGGUAUCCUUGCCACAUCCCUCCAGGACCGACCAUUCAUCCCCAAAAGCUUCGUGGCCCUCGGCGGCGUCCCUGACCGCUGCCAAAGCGCAUUCCGCAAAUGGAACCCACGAAACCAACAUGCGCCUUUCGUGUUCUCUCUGGAUGUUGUUAUCGAAGCGAUUCGAUCACCAGAGAAUUGA